AUGUCCUCCCGUGCGAUUCGCAAGCUGCAGAAGCAGCGUGAGCUGGAACAGCUGCAGGAGACCGUGCAGCAGGAUGAGUCAAGCGACGAUGAGCCUCGACGCCCCGCGAAACCCAAAUUCAACGCCUUCGAUCUUUUGAAUGCCGGCGACGAUGACAAUGACAAUGACGACGAAGAUGGCAAUGGUGGUAAUGAGCCCGAGGAAGGGGCACAAGAAGACGAAGAAGAAAUGAAGGAAGCGUCAAAACCAGAUGCCAAGUCGCCACCCGAGCCCAAACAACAAAGCAAGCAGGGCACAGAAUUGGACGAGAUUGAUCGUGCGCUAAAGGAUCUAUCUACUGGCGAAGACCCAUCGAAUACAACUCUGUCAGCCUCUGCGAAGGAAGGGCGGAAUGACUUGUUCCCAAAGACUACAAAUGAACUUCUCGGUGUUGAGCCCAAGUUCUUGAACGCGACAAAUGAAAUGCGACGACUUUUCGGUAAUGUGGUACUAGAGAACUUUGACCAGCCAGCCGAAACUGGCCGUCGUCGGGAUCGCAACCGGGAAACGAUCGAUCUUGGCCAGGCACUGUCAGGACGGUACUCUCCGGCCAGUCGAGGACAGAGUUUGGCUGGAGUUACACUGCGACGGAACGUUCUUAUGCAAGGGAAGGAUGAGUGGCCACGAGCUCCUAGUGGAGGCCUAGGUAUGGUCAAUGCUGAGAAGCUUCCUUCGGGAGAUUUCCUUUAUCGCAUCGUGCACAACACGGGCUACGAAGAUGUACAGAGACAGUUCGACCUCUGUGUUGAGUCGAUGGAUCCCCAACGACUGAUUUCACAUCUGCAAUACCACCCCUAUCAUAUAUCCACUCUUCUCCAGGUUUCGGAAGUUGCCAAGCACCAGGGUGACCAUGCCGUUUCUGCCGAUCUCUUGGAGAGGGCGCUCUUUAAUAUUGGCCGCUCAGCUCACUCUUCAUUUGGAACUCGACUCAAGGACGGUCAAGCAAGGCUUGAUUUCUGGGAGGGGGAGAACCGUGAGCUGUGGCUGGUUGGUUGGAGAUAUAUCGCCAACUUGGGCAUGAAAGGUACUUGGAGGACUGCCUAUGAAUGGUCAAAGCUGCUGCUAAGUCUAAAUGACUCUGACCCGUAUUGCAUGAGGCUUUUGAUCGACCACCUUGCCUUGCGAGGAAGAGAGUAUGCGCAGUUUGCGGAUCUGUGCACCCAGACUCGAUUCAGCCGUGACUGGGCCGACCUCCCUAAUAUCCAGUGCUCAUUGGUUAUGGCUUAUUUGCGCCUGAAAAAGCCCCAAGAAUGUCGCCGGCAGCUUUCCCACGCUAUGUCUCGCUAUCCCUGGGUCUUCAGUAGGCUGGCACAAGAGUUGGACAUUAAGCAUGUUCCCAAGCAGAUCUGGGGUAAGAUGCCUCCGACUGCAUCACACGAACUCCUUACCGAACUUUACAUUACGCGAGCCAAGGAUCUUUGGAACACACCCGAGGCUGUUUCACUUAUCAUAGAAAUAGCCGACACCAUCUCCGGGGAGCCAGAGCCUAUCGAGCCCCCAGAAAUCACCCUCGAUAUUGCCCGUCAUGUGGUCUUGUCGGACAUUCCUAGUGUAACAACCCACCUACCCAACCGUUUUGUCUCUGGGCGAAUGUCUUCAUCGGACCCUCUACCUCCUUACGAAUCAGAGGCAUAUCGUCAGCAAGCCGAUCCCACACCGUCAUACCUCGCGCGGAUGCCGGAGGGUAACCGGCCCCAGUGGCUACGCAAUCUGUUGAAUCAAAUGGAUGAGGGUGGUAUCCAUUUCCCUCGUUUCCAGGGUGGGGAAGAAGCCGGCGGGGAUGAAGGUGACGAAGAAGUUGCUGGUGCUCUUCCGGACGCUCGAAUUCGUCCUCUACAGGGCGACCAACAGGUGCUUGAGCAGUGGCUGCUGCAGGACGGAUUGGAGUCCGUGCAGAUGUUCCUGCAUCAGCAUGGUGUUGACCGAGGAAACUGGGGCGAUGUAUUGGACUAUGCUCCUCUCACAGAUUACCUAGAAUCCCUUCAGGAAAUCCAACCUGAGGCUUCUCGUCAAAGGUUACUACAUGGGCCAAUCCAGGAGAUUAUUGGUGAAUUUGCUGUCAGCAUGCUCGAGGAUGAGUUGAUGAUUAUGGAUGACGAGGCUCAUUCUGAAAGCAGCGACAUUUAG
Molecule: messenger RNA, 2166 nt
Organism: Penicillium manginii
Lineage: Eukaryota; Fungi; Ascomycota; Eurotiomycetes; Eurotiales; Aspergillaceae
Product: transcriptional repressor TCF25 family protein
Exons: 2
Coding region: 1-2166 (721 amino acids)
Biological process (GO): ribosome-associated ubiquitin-dependent protein catabolic process; rescue of stalled cytosolic ribosome
Cellular component (GO): RQC complex
Source: RefSeq, a predicted model, not a curated record